CACCUGGGUCGCGCGAUUAGGCGCUGAUCGGCUGAUCCGUGGAGCCCCGCAAAAUGGCAGGUGCCAUAGUGCGUUGUUUUCAAAUCCCGAGGAGACAGUUGGGUCUCCUCGGAACGAACUUGAGUGUCCAGCAGCAGAGAACGCUCGCCGAUGCCGCUCCGGAAGGAAAGAAACAAGGGGCGCCUCUGGCCGAUCAGGAUCGCAUCUUCACGAACCUGUACGGCAGACACGACUGGCGGCUGAAGGGCGCCAUGAGCCGCGGCGACUGGUACAAGACCAAGGAGAUAAUAGACAAGGGCGCCGAUUGGAUCAUUAACGAGAUCAAGAUCUCCGGCCUGAGGGGCCGCGGCGGCGCCGGCUUUCCCUCCGGGAUGAAGUGGUCCUUCAUGAACAAGCCGUCCGACGGCCGGCCCAAGUAUCUGGUGAUCAACGGCGACGAGGGCGAGCCGGGGACCUGCAAGGAUCGCGAGAUUCUGCGCCACGAUCCGCACAAGCUCGUGGAGGGCUGCCUGAUCGCCGGCCGCGCCAUGGGCGCCUGCGCCGCUUACAUCUACAUACGCGGUGAAUUUUAUAACGAGGCGUCCAACAUGCAGGUCGCCAUAGCCGAGGCCUACCAGGCCGGUCUGAUCGGCAAGAACGCCUGCAACUCCGGCUACGACUUCGACAUCUACGUGCAACGAGGCGCGGGCGCGUACAUCUGCGGCGAGGAGACCGCUCUCAUCGAGUCCAUCGAGGGGAAGCAGGGCAAGCCGAGGCUAAAGCCGCCGUUCCCGGCCGACGUCGGCGUGUUCGGAUGCCCCACGACCGUCACCAACGUCGAGACCGUAGCAGUGGCGCCUACGAUCUGUCGCCGAGGCGGAGCGUGGUUCGCCUCGUUCGGACGCCCGCGUAACCAAGGAACCAAGCUCUACAACAUUUCUGGGCACGUGAACAAUCCGUGUACCGUCGAGGAGGAGAUGUCCAUCCCUCUGAGGGAGCUGAUCGAGAGGCACGCGGGAGGUGUGAUCGGAGGAUGGGAUAACUUGUUAGGUGUCAUUCCCGGUGGCUCUUCGACUCCCGUCAUUCCUAAGAGUGCGUGCGACACCGUCUUGCUGGACUUUGACGAUCUCAUCAGGGUGCAGAGCUCGUUCGGCACGGCCGCGGUAAUCGUGAUGAACAAACAGACGGACAUAAUCAAAGCGAUCACCCGGUUGAUAAGCUUCUACAAGCACGAGUCUUGCGGCCAGUGCACGCCUUGCCGCGAGGGGAUCAGUUGGAUGUACAAAAUACUGAAAAGGUUCGUGGAUGGUAACGCUGAGAUACACGAGAUAGACAUGCUGUGGGAGCUGACGAAACAAAUAGAAUUGCACACGAUAUGCGCUCUGGCGGACGGUGCCGCGUGGCCCGUGCAAGGUCUCAUCAGGCACUUCAGGCCGGAGAUCGAGGCGCGCAUGAAGGAGCAGAAACGCGCGGCGUCCAAGAGCUGAGAACUCGCGCGAGAUAGAGACAGAAUCGGAGAUUAUAGACAAGAUAUAUAACGGGGGGUACGACACUUAGAGCGAUCCCUGCAAGAUUUUAUAUUUAUUUUCAGUGUAUAUAAACGAGCUUAAACGCAAUAGUCACGAUUCACCUGUAACGAUAUUCUGCGAACCCGGGCUGACAUCCAUAUCCCGGAGGUUCGACCAAUAAAGGAAAUAGAGGAAA
This is a messenger RNA of Vollenhovia emeryi, 1683 nucleotides long. It is a transcript of the gene ND-51, whose product is annotated as NADH dehydrogenase [ubiquinone] flavoprotein 1, mitochondrial. The record is from RefSeq and is a predicted model, not a curated record. NCBI's taxonomy places the organism in Eukaryota, Metazoa, Arthropoda, Insecta, Hymenoptera, Formicidae. Gene Ontology annotation, molecular function: NAD binding; 4 iron, 4 sulfur cluster binding; FMN binding. The transcript is spliced from 6 exons. Bases 54 to 1466 code for a protein of 470 amino acids. Gene Ontology annotation, biological process: mitochondrial electron transport, NADH to ubiquinone.